Messenger RNA from Candida albicans SC5314, 2931 nucleotides. RefSeq names its product serine/threonine protein kinase (gene CLA4). NCBI's taxonomy places the organism in Eukaryota, Fungi, Ascomycota, Pichiomycetes, Serinales, Debaryomycetaceae. The coding region runs from base 1 to 2931 and encodes 976 amino acids. Gene Ontology annotation, biological process: intracellular signal transduction; protein phosphorylation; regulation of MAPK cascade. Gene Ontology annotation, molecular function: ATP binding; protein serine/threonine kinase activity. The record is from RefSeq and is a predicted model, not a curated record. The transcript has a single exon. Gene Ontology annotation, cellular component: cytoplasm.
AUGACAAGUAUUUAUACAUCAGAUUUGAAAAACCAUAGACGUGCGCCACCUCCACCAAAUGGGGCAGCUGGCUCUGGCUCAGGUUCUAGUUCUGGUUCUGGCUCAGGUUCUGGUUCUGGUUCGGGUUCUGGCAGUUUGACUAAUAUUGUUACCAGUUCUAAUAGUCUUGGCGUAACAGCAAAUCAAACCAAACCCAUUCAAUUAAAUAUAAAUUCUAGCAAACGUCAAUCAGGUUGGGUUCAUGUUAAAGAUGAUGGUAUUUUCACAUCAUUUAGAUGGAACAAAAGGUUUAUGGUCAUUAAUGAUAAAACUUUAAACUUUUAUAAACAAGAACCAUAUUCUAGUGAUGGUAAUUCCAAUUCUAAUACCCCUGAUUUAUCAUUCCCACUAUAUUUAAUUAAUAAUAUUAAUUUGAAACCAAACUCCGGGUAUAGCAAAACUUCACAAUCAUUUGAAAUUGUUCCCAAAAACAAUAAUAAAUCAAUUUUGAUUUCUGUUAAAACCAAUAAUGAUUAUUUGGAUUGGCUAGAUGCAUUCACCACAAAAUGUCCUUUAGUACAAAUUGGUGAAAAUAAUAGUGGUGUAUCAAGUAGUCACCCUCAUUUACAAAUUCAACAUUUAACCAAUGGUUCUUUAAACGGCAAUUCAUCUUCAUCACCAACAUCUGGAUUAUCGUCUUCUUCAGUGCUAACUGGAGGUAAUUCUGGUGUCUCUGGUCCUAUUAAUUUCACUCAUAAAGUACACGUGGGAUUUGAUCCUGCCAGUGGUAAUUUUACUGGAUUACCAGACACUUGGAAAAGUUUAUUACAACAUUCGAAAAUCACUAAUGAGGAUUGGAAAAAAGAUCCUGUUGCUGUUAUUAAAGUUUUAGAAUUUUAUUCCGAUAUAAAUGGAGGUAAUUCUGCUGCUGGAACUCCAAUUGGAUCACCCAUGAUCAAUUCCAAAACCAACAAUAAUAAUAAUGACCCUAACAAUUACUCAUCAGCCAAAAACAAUGUCCAAGAGGCAAAUUUACAAGAAUGGGUAAAACCUCCAGCAAAAUCUACUGUCUCACAAUUCAAACCUAGUCGAGCUGCACCAAAACCACCAACUCCAUAUCAUUUGACACAACUAAAUGGCUCUUCCCACCAACAUACAUCAUCAUCAGGCUCAUUACCUAGUUCUGGUAAUAAUAAUAAUAAUAACAACAGCACUAACAAUAAUAAUACUAAAAACGUUUCACCAUUGAAUAAUUUGAUGAAUAAAUCUGAACUUAUUCCUGCUAGAAGAGCUCCACCACCUCCAACAAGUGGCACAUCUUCAGAUACAUAUUCUAAUAAGAAUCAUCAAGAUAGAUCUGGAUAUGAACAACAACGUCAACAACGUACUGACUCAUCACAACAACAACAACAACAACAAAAGCAACAUCAAUAUCAACAGAAAUCCCAACAACAACAACAACAACCAUUAUCUCUGCAUCAAGGUGGGACUUCGCAUAUUCCGAAACAAGUACCUCCUACAUUACCAUCAUCUGGACCACCCACUCAGGCUGCUUCAGGAAAAUCAAUGCCAUCUAAAAUUCAUCCUGAUCUUAAGAUUCAACAAGGCACAAAUAAUUAUAUUAAGAGUAGCGGUACUGAUGCUAAUCAAGUCGAUGGUGAUGCUAAACAAUUUAUUAAACCAUUUAAUUUACAACUGAAAAAGAGUCAGCAACAAUUGGCAUCAAAACAACCGUCACCACCUUCAUCUCAACAACAGCAACAAAAACCUAUGACAUCACAUGGAUUAAUGGGUACAUCACAUUCAGUUACUAAACCAUUGAAUCCAGUCAAUGAUCCAAUCAAACCAUUAAAUUUGAAAUCAUCUAAAUCCAAAGAAGCAUUAAAUGAAACUCUGGGGGUGCUGAAAACACCAUCACCUACAGAUAAAUCAAAUAAACCAACUGCACCUGCUAGUGGUCCUGCAGUGACCAAAACAGCUAAACAACUCAAGAAGGAACGAGAAAGAUUGAAUGAUUUACAAAUCAUUGCUAAAUUGAAAACAGUGGUUAAUAAUCAAGAUCCUAAACCAUUAUUUAGAAUUGUUGAAAAAGCUGGUCAAGGUGCUAGUGGGAAUGUUUAUUUGGCGGAAAUGAUCAAAGAUAAUAAUCGAAAGAUUGCGAUUAAACAAAUGGAUCUUGAUGCUCAGCCCCGUAAAGAGUUAAUAAUUAAUGAAAUCUUGGUUAUGAAAGAUAGUCAACAUAAAAAUAUUGUUAAUUUUUUGGAUUCUUAUUUAAUUGGAGAUAAUGAAUUAUGGGUAAUUAUGGAAUAUAUGCAAGGUGGUUCAUUAACGGAAAUCAUUGAAAAUAAUGAUUUUAAAUUGAAUGAAAAACAAAUUGCCACUAUAUGUUUUGAAACCUUAAAGGGGUUACAACAUUUACAUAAGAAACAUAUUAUUCAUCGUGAUAUUAAAUCCGAUAAUGUUUUAUUAGAUGCAUAUGGUAAUGUUAAAAUCACUGAUUUUGGAUUUUGUGCUAAAUUAACUGAUCAAAGAAAUAAACGUGCCACAAUGGUGGGGACACCAUAUUGGAUGGCACCUGAAGUGGUUAAACAAAAGGAAUAUGAUGAAAAAGUUGAUGUUUGGUCAUUGGGGAUUAUGACUAUUGAAAUGAUUGAAGGAGAACCACCUUAUUUGAAUGAAGAACCAUUAAAAGCAUUAUAUCUUAUAGCUACUAAUGGUACACCAAAAUUGAAAAAACCCGAAUUAUUAUCGAAUUCAAUUAAAAAAUUUUUAUCAAUUUGUCUUUGUGUUGAUGUUAGAUAUCGUGCUAGUACUGAUGAAUUAUUAGAACAUUCAUUUAUUCAACAUAAAUCAGGGAAAAUUGAAGAAUUGGCACCAUUAUUAGAAUGGAAAAAACAACAACAAAAGCAUCAACAGCAUAAACAAGAAACACUGGAUACAGGGUUUGCAUAA